AUGGGCAAUCAGCUGUUUAUGCGAAGGGCGAGAUAUCUAGAUCUACUACCUGUUGAUCCUGAACCAGAACGCACAUUUCGCAUUCUCAGAAGCAUACAAAGAAACGAACGGGAAGCAAUGACAGAACAGGAUGCUAGAGCAGCCAAUGAGGAUAACCAACAAAAGGCUAUUUGGGACUACAUAAGGCCGGUUGUCAAUAACAACUAUUCCGGCAUCACACGCCCAGCAAUUACUGCAAACAAUUUCGAAUUGAAGCCAGGGUUGAUAUAUAUGGUGCAGCAAAAUCAGUUUGGGGGUGCUGCAAUAGAAGACCCAAAUGCUCAUCUUGGAUCCUUUUUGGAAAUUUGUGACACGGUGAAGAUGAAUGGGAAAUUCCUCACCAAGUACUUUACACCUUCUAAAUCAGCUCAGCUUCACGGUGAAAUUAGCCAAUUCAAACAACUCGACUUCGAGCCAUUCUAUGAAGCCUGGGAAAGAUUUAAAGACUUACUUAGGAGAUGUCCUCAACAUGGGUUCCAGAAAUGGGUGCAAAUUGAGAUAUUUUAUAAUGGGCUAAAUGGGCAGACAAGGAUUAUGGUGGAUGCAGCUGCGGGAGGCAUUUUAAUGGCUAAAAUAGCAGAGGCUGCAUAUGCUUUAUUGGAUGACAUAGCCACCAACAGUUACCAAUGGCCAAGUGAGAGAUCGGGCGUAAAGAAAGUAGCAGGACUUCAUGAAGUGGAUCCCAUCACCGCACUAGCAGCUCAGGUUGCAUCACUCACAAAUCAGAUAGUCACGCUUACUACUCAAGGAAAUCAACAGAAGGUAGUCAUGAGUACUUCUUCAUCACACCAAGAGACAGAGGUUGCAAACGAGCAGGCCCAAUAUGUCAACAGUAGAAACUACAAUAAAAGAGGAAGCUACCAAGCUAAUAACUAUCAUCCAGGGCUGAAGAAUCACGAGAACUUGUCAUAUGGCAACAAUAGAAACACACUUCAACCUCCACCCGGAUUCAACACUCAGAAUUCUGACGGGAAACCACCACUGGAAGACAUCCUUGGGACGUUCAUUUCUGAGACAAGAUCACACUUCAACAAAGAUGAAUCACGGUUGGAUAAUAUUGAAACACAUGCGUCCAACAUGGGAGCCACAAUGAAGAAUCUUGAAGUGCAAAUUGGCCAGUUGGCUACCUCAAUGAAGUCUCAGCAAAAAGAAAAAUUUCCAAGUGAUACAGAAGUUAUUCCAAAGGAGCACUGUAAAGCUAUUGUAUUAAGGAGUGGCAAGCAAGUUGGAAAAAGUGAACCCACCGAAGAUAGCAACCCCACACCUGAUAAAGAGAAAGAACAAGUAGUAGAAGAGCAAGAAAAGUAG
Molecule: messenger RNA, 1347 nt
Organism: Olea europaea var. sylvestris
Lineage: Eukaryota; Viridiplantae; Streptophyta; Magnoliopsida; Lamiales; Oleaceae
Exons: 3
Coding region: 1-1347 (448 amino acids)
Source: RefSeq, a predicted model, not a curated record